AGUGGAGAAACGCUAUGUGGAAAAGUACUGGAAAGAGGUGCGUGUUGGAGACUUUAUCAGGCUACGGUGUAAUGAGAUCCUGCCCGCCGACGUUCUGCUGCUGAGCUCCAGCGACCCGGACCGCCUGUGUCACAUUGAGACCGCUACGUUGGAUGGAGAGACCAACCUCAAGCAGAGGCAGGUCGUCCGAAGCUUCUUUGACCUGGACUGUGAAUUUGAUCCAGUAAAGUACAACAGCAUCAUCGAAUGUGAAAAACCCAACAAUGACCUGAACAGGUUUCGAGGCUACAUAAUUCAUCAAAGUGGCAGAAGAGAUGCACUUUACAAAGACAACCUGCUGCUGCGAGGAUGCACUAUCCGCAACACAGAGGAAGCUGUAGGAAUAGUAAUUUACGCAGGUCAUGAGACCAAAGCCAUGCUGAACAACAAUGGACCACGUUACAAGCGCAGUAAGCUGGAGAGACAAAUGAAUGUGGAUGUGUUCUGGUGUGUCGUCAUCCUGCUCGUUAUGUGCCUGUUUGCUGCCAUUGGUCACGGGCUGUGGAUGUUUCAGUAUGGCGAUAAGAGACCAGUGUUUGAUGUUCUAAGUCCUGAAGGGAAAGACUUAUCGCCAUUCAUGUCAGCCAUUUACCUCUUCCUCACUAUGAUCAUUGUCUUUCAGGUGCUGAUACCCAUCUCUCUUUUUGUGUCAAUUGAAAUUGUCAAAAUCUGCCAAGUGUACUUCAUACAUCAGGACUUGGACCUGUACGAUGAGGAGACAGACUCUCACCUGCAGUGCAGAGCACUUAAUAUCACUGAGGAUCUGGGCCAGAUGCAAUACAUCUUCUCUGACAAGACUGGCACACUGACUGAAAACAAGAUGGUGUUCCGGCGCUGCACUGUGGCAGGGGUGGAGUACUCCCAUGAUGCAAACGCUAGAAGAAUUGCCAUGUAUCAGGAAAUUGAUUCAGAGGAGGAGGAAUGUAUGUCUCGUGGUGGCACCCUGCCCAGACGGGACAGCAUAACCAGCCACCACAGUGCCCGUGUAGUGCUGCGCUCCCACAGCACCAAGUCUCACCGCAGGACCGGCAGCAGGGCGGAGGCCAAACGAGCCAGCAUUCUGUCAAAGCACACAGCCUUCAGCAGCCCUAUGGAGAAAGACGUCACCCCUGACCCUCAGCUCCUGGACAAGGUCAAUGAAUGUAGCAGUCAGAUGGACUUCAUGCGCUUCCACAGCCAGCCCAUGUCCCAGUUGCCCUCUGACCUCUCUGACAUCAUGGAUUUCUUCAUUGCUCUCACCAUCUGCAACACAGUGGUGGUGUCGUCCCCCAAUCAGCCCAGGCACAAGGUUCGUAUGAGGUUUGAACUGAAGUCUCCAGUGAAAACCAUCGAAGACUUCAUCAAGCGCUUCACCCCCAGCCGCCUGACCUCAGGCUCUAAUAGCAGCAGUUCCUCCAGUCUGAACCGCUCCUCCAACAAGGGAUGCUCCAGCCUUCUCUCCUCACCCUCAGCAGAGAGCACACUCACCAAGCUGAAUGAGGAGCAGCUUUCUGGAUGUUUGGAGCACACAUUCAACCUUGCCCCACCCUCCUAUGAGGGUAAGGCCUCCUGCAAUAUGGAGGAUGGAGAACUGCGCUAUGAAGCAGAGUCGCCUGAUGAAGCUGCGUUGGUCUACGCUGCCAGGGCCUACAAGUGUUCCCUUGUUGAGCGGCUUCCUGACCAGGUGACGGUGGACCUGCCUCACCUGGGAAAGCUGAGUUUUGAGCUACUGCACACAUUGGGCUUUGACUCUACCAGAAAACGUAUGUCUGUGGUGGUUCGACACCCGCUCACUGAUCAAAUCACUGUAUAUACCAAAGGAGCAGACUCCGUCAUCAUGGACCUCAUCAAACCUCCUGAUUCAGGCAACUCCAAAGGGAAACGUCAGAAAAAGAUCGUCUGCAGGACCCAGAACUACUUGAACCUGUAUGCUGCAGAUGGCCUUCGCACACUUUGCAUUGCAAGGAAGAUUUUAAGCAAGGAGGAAUACGCCUGCUGGCUGCAGCGUCACUUACAGGCUGAGACGGCCAUUCAGGGCAGAGAGGAGCUGCUGUACGAGUCAGCUUUAAGACUGGAGACAAACCUCCAUCUUUUGGGAGCAACUGGUAUUGAGGAUCGGUUGCAGGAUGGCGUCCCAGAAACGAUAGCUUCACUCCGGAAGGCCGGCUUGCAGAUAUGGGUGCUGACCGGAGACAAACAGGAAACAGCCGUCAACAUUGCGUACGCCUGCAAACUGCUGGACCCUGAGGAGGAGAUCCUGACGCUGAAUGCUGACUCUCAGGAGGCGUGUGCGCUGCUGCUGGAAGAGAGUUUACAUUACAUCCAGGCAAAAUUCCUCUGCAGCUCCGAAGUCCAGUCCACCAAAGCCUUCCACUCUAACUUUCCUCCUUUUGAGAUUUAUCCCUCCUCCUCUGCGUCGUCCUCACCCCCCCACACCGCUCCCUUUUUGGUGCACCGGCUGGGCCUGGUGAUUGAUGGGCGCACCUUGGCCUAUGCCCUGGACAAGAGUUUGGAGGAUAAGUUUCUGGCUGUCGCUCGGAGCUGCCGCUCGGUCCUGUGCUGCCGUUCCACGCCGCUGCAGAAGAGCAUGGUGGUCAAACUGGUGCGGAACAAGCUGAAGGUCAUGACCCUGGCCAUAGGUGAUGGGGCCAAUGAUGUCAGCAUGAUCCAGGUAGCAGACGUUGGCGUGGGGAUUUCAGGACAAGAGGGCAUGCAGGCGGUGAUGGCGAGUGACUUUGCCCUCCCACGUUUCCGGUAUCUCCAGAAGCUCCUCCUGGUGCAUGGACACUGGUGCUACUCUCGACUGGCGAACAUGAUCCUUUAUUUCUUCUACAAGAAUGCCAUGUUUGUAGCGCUCAUCUUCUGGUAUCAGUUCUACUGUGGCUUCUCUGGCUCAGCCAUGGUCGACCAGUGGUAUCUCAUCUUCUUCAACCUGAUGUUCUCUGCUUUCCCACAACUCGUCACUGGCACUCUGGACAAAGACGUGUCAGCAGAGACGCUCCAACAACUACCUCAUCUCUAUGUGAACGGACAAAACUCUGAGGAAUAUAAACCAUAUAUGUUCUGGAUGAACAUGAUCGAUGCCUUCUACCAAAGUCUGGUCUGCUUCUUCAUUCCCUACUUUGCCUACUCUGACUCAGACGUGGAUCUGUUUACUUGGGGAACUCCCAUCACUACCAUUGCUUUGCUCACCAUUCUGGUGCAUUUGGGCGUCGAGACCAAAACCUGGACCUGGAUGAACUGGCUGUCAAUCGCCUUCAGUGUAGCUUUAUUCCUCACUGUGGCUCUGUGCUACAACUCCUCCUGCCCCACCUGCUACUCACCCUCCAACCCCUACUGGACCAUGCAGAGGCUGCUGCAGGAGCCUCUCUUCUUCCUGCUGCUCACCGUUACUCCUGUGGCCGCCCUGCUGCCUCGAUAUUUGUACAGGGCGUGUCAAGGCACUCUGUUUCCAAACCCAGUGCAAGUUGGACGGCAGUUGGAUAAGCUCCCCGCCGACACCCGCAGGAACAUCCUCAGUCUGAGCAGGGUCAGGACGGGGGCGCCGCUCAGUCCCGAGCCUCCCUUCCUGUCCCUCAGCAAGCUUUCACCAAAGAGUUGCGUUAAUAAAGACCAGAAGAGCACCUCUGGCUCCAAAGCACCGCAGGCCAGACAGGCUCCUGCUGUACAAACAAAUGAAGAAAGGGGUCAGAGAAUAUCACCCACACACACUGAGAAAGACCUCACAGAUCUCUGCAGUGCAGCCCCUUCAGAGCUGAACACGCUCCCAUACACCAAAAAGGAUCCUCCGCUCUCAAGGGAGUCGCCACCUCCUUCCACCAAAGAAUCUGAAACUUUCAAGCUGUCAGCUCAGAGGUUUUUCAGCAGGAUUACUUCCACGCCUCUGGCCUCACAGGCAGACAGCAUUCAGCUGAACCUGCCCCCCGACGGAGCCUCGCAGUACGUCAAAUACUCCCGGAGCUCCGAGGAAGGACGUGGGUCUGAUCGUGCAACAGCUCACAGGACUGAGGGGGGGCGAGAACAGUCGCUACACACUGCCUUAUGA
Messenger RNA from Nematolebias whitei (Rio pearlfish), 4063 nucleotides. It is a transcript of the gene atp10a, whose product is annotated as ATPase phospholipid transporting 10A. Gene Ontology annotation, cellular component: plasma membrane. NCBI's taxonomy places the organism in Eukaryota, Metazoa, Chordata, Actinopteri, Cyprinodontiformes, Rivulidae. The record is from RefSeq and is a predicted model, not a curated record. Gene Ontology annotation, biological process: phospholipid translocation. Gene Ontology annotation, molecular function: magnesium ion binding; ATPase-coupled intramembrane lipid carrier activity; ATP binding.